AAAAGUUUGAGCAUUCUAAUUCAGAAAAUAAUGUUAAAUUAAUAAUGUUUUUCCGCUCAUACACUAUACUGAAAAUGUUGCGCUGUGUUGUGCUCGUUACAAUGUUACCGUACCAAUUACGGCGUGUUUAAACGGAAAAAGUGGCGAGCAGGGUUUUGCCUGCGUCGAAGAUCGAGGACUCAGUACUCACCCAUCACUGAUAAAGCAAUAAUCUAUUAUCUAUACGUAGUAAACCGAAUUUCCAGGUUUUUGAGUAAUUUGGAAAGAUGGAGAACAAACCGCCGCGAAAGCCUGGAAGGGGCAAGAAGAAUGUGAAGAAGGAAGGCCAGUAUGUGCCAGGCAUCGGAAUGACUCCUGUUCCGCUGGGAACUGCGUGGAACGUCGACGAGGGAGCUUCAUCAAGCAGCCAGUACGGCCCAGACGGAAGACCGUUAAACAAUCGUCCAGGCGGGGCUAACGGUGCAGGGCCUUCCAAGAAGGACCAUGAAGAGCGACUGGUGGAGUAUCGUGAUGAAGAGGACGGUCUGGUUAUGGGGGAGACCUUCAUGGAGUACAUGCCAGCCAAGCUGAAAAUCGGAAUGAAACAUCCGGAUCACGUUGUCGAAACGACUUCACUGCGCAGUGUGGCACCCCCUGAUAUCAAGUAUGAAUUGCAUUUGCCCAAAAAUAUUAUUGAGGGCGGAAAGCUCUCCGCUCUUCAGCUGGAAGCGGUCGUUUAUUCCUGCCAGCAGCACGAAUCAUUGCUGAAUAAUGGCACCCGUGCCGGAUUUUUAAUAGGCGAUGGCGCCGGAGUUGGAAAAGGGCGCACCAUAGCUGGAAUUAUUCUGGAGAACUAUAUCUGCAAGAACAAAAAAUCUCUUUGGUUCAGUGUGUCGACAGAUCUGAAAGUGGAUGCGGAACGAGAUCUGAGCGACAUCGGAGCAGAAUAUAUCCCCGUUUAUCGACUGGAAAAGCAAACUUACAACUCUCUUCCAUACAGUGAAGGUGUGAUGUUUGCUACUUACUCAGCCCUGAUAUCGCGGACCGGCAACAAAAAAGGGAAGUAUCAGUCCCGUCUGGACCAGCUGAUUGCGUGGUGUGGACCAAAAUUCGACGGUGUCAUUGUGUUUGACGAAUGCCACAGAGCUAAGAAUCUCUGCCCUGCGAAGGACGCUAAACCCACAAGAACGGGAAUCAAUGUUGCUGAACUUCAGAAACGACUGCCAGGAGCCCGCAUUGUUUACGCCAGUGCUACAGGCGCUUCGGAACCCCGAAAUAUGGGUUAUAUGGUCCGACUCGGAUUAUGGGGGGAAGGCACGCCUUUCGAAGAUUUCUCUAAAUUUAUGGCGUCUAUUGACAAGCGUGGAGUGGGAGCAAUGGAAUUGGUGGCUAUGGAAAUGAAACACCGCGGAAUGUACAUUGCUCGCCAGCUAAGUUUUGAAGGGGUUUCGUUUGUGGUACAGGAAGUGGAGUUGAAGGAAGAUUUUAUUCAGUUGUACGAUCGGUGCUGUAAAUUCUGGAUUCACGUGGAAGAGCAGUUCGAACAGGCAAUGGUCUUAGCUCAUAAGAACUCGAAAAAGGAGUCUUUCAUAGUUUGGCUUCAAUUUUGGGGAACACACCAGCGCUUUUUUAAGUAUUUGUGCCUAUCAUCGAAAGUCGAGGCAGCUGUAGCUGCGGCAAAUAAGGCUGUUGAGGAAGGAAAGUGUGCUGUCAUUGGCCUCCAGUCUACUGGUGAACAUAAAACAGAUCAAAUGCGCUUGGCUCUUGAGGAGGAUGGUGAAGAACUGACCGACUUCAUAUCCACUGCACGGGCUGUAUUCAUGAGCUUGAUGGAGAGGUUCCCGGAUAAAAUGAGCGACGGUGCCGGCGGGCGUGGGGGUCGGUUUCGUUUUGAUAAUGAUGAUGAUAGUGAAGCAGAGCUGAGCGAUGAUCUGAAUGAACUUGCCGAAGAGCUCGGAGAUGCCAUGGAGGAGGCCGGAUUAGACAGAGGAUUGGCAAAUUUGGAUCGACAAAACGUGAAUAAACUGCUGAAAAAGAAGAAAAGCGAUCUGAUUGAAGAGUUCGAGACUUUCGCUGACCGGUUGCCAAAGAAUAUGCUGGAUGAAUUAGUUGACCAACUGGGAGGUGCCGAUAAAGUUGCAGAAAUGACCGGGCGUAAAGGCCGUAUGCUGAAAAAUGAACAUGGAAUUGCCCACUAUGACAAGCGAAUGUGUGAUUUGGACGUCGAAUCUUUGAAUAUAGCUGAGAAGGAGCAUUUCAUGCGUGGACACAAAGUGGUUGCGAUCAUCAGUGAGGCGGCUAGUUCCGGAAUAUCCCUCCAAGCUGACCGUCGGGUUGCCAAUCAGCGCCGACGUGUGCACAUCACGCUGGAAUUGGCUUGGAGCGCCGAUCGUGCCAUUCAGCAGUUUGGUCGAACGCACCGCUCAAAUCAGACAUCCGCCCCGGAAUACGUCUUCCUGAUUAGUAAUGUAGCCGGAGAGAAGCGGUUUGCUAGUGUUGUAGCCUCGCGAUUGGAGCGUUUGGGAGCGUUAACUCAUGGAGAUCGUCGUGUGACGGAAACGAGGGACCUGUCACAGUUCAACAUUACGAACAAAUUUGGUAGAUCCGCGCUAAUGGACACGAUGAAGACAUUCACGCGGGAAAAGUACAAUGUGGUGAAAUUCCCAGAAAACUUUGAAGGAAAUUUUGUGGAAGUUAUGCAGAAGGCAUUGAGAGAUGUUGGCUUGCUGGAAUAUCAUCCAAAGAAUGGAACCCAUAAAGUUGUCAACUCCUUUAAAAUCGACAAGUUCAUGAAUCGCAUCCUCGGGUUGGAAAUCUGGCUUCAGUCGGCCUUGUUCCAGUAUUUUGUCGACACAUUGGAUGCUGUCGUUCACAAGGCUAAAGAAGAGGGAAAAUAUGAUCUCGGCACUAUGGAAUUAGGUACACCAACGCGCUGUGCAAAAUUGGUGAAGCGAUUAUGUUUCGAAGCCAAGGAUAAAGAAAAGAGUGUCACUUUUGUCUACACCGUGGAGACCGAACGCGGCAUGAGUUUCCAGGAUGCCAAAAAGUUGCUUGAUGAUAAUCCUGGUCCCAAUAACGGCUUUUAUUCAUCAGAAGUAUUAAAUGCGCCACGCAGUUACAUCUUUCUGGCCAUUGGCUCUUCUGUUACUUAUGGAUUUUCGAAAAAAAUUGUAAUGUUCAACUUGUACCGUCCUAACACCGGUCAUCAAGUGCAGCAGUGGCCAUUAGAGGAUGUUCGUACGAAGGGAACGCGUCUUGAAAUUGGAGUGGCGGAGCGCACUUGGACUGAAUAUUACAAUGCAACCAGUGAGCGUUGUCAGCAUGCAUAUUUAUACGGUCACUGCAAGCGCGGCAUGGAGUGUCUUGUGGGGCAGCGUAAGCGCCGCGAUUUUAUCCUCAGCGGAAGUGUUUUGAAUAUUUGGCAACAGCUGGAGAGAGUAUUCGAUAACGCGUCAAGCGCACAGAUCCGCCGGAUGCAGAUUGUGCGUGCAAUUUUUAUUGCCAGACGAGUUAUCGGUAUCAUGCUGCCAAAUCAUUCGUAUUACACGAUUAUGGAAUCUAUCAUGGAAACUUUGGGUGAUCCAAUUGACGAUACCAAAGCUGCGAUUGAGGAAAUGGCCAAAGAGGAAGAGCGGAUUAAUUUCACUCCCUAUCGCCCGGCUCUGUCUCAAGUUGUUACCGGUUCCAUGAAGCCAUCCGGUGCUAAUAAAGCAAAGCCGUCCACCUCGAAAAUGGACUGGGAUGCGGAGUACGAUACAUCGGAACUGUCUUCGUCAGAUGCUUCUGUCAAAUCGGAAAAAUCGGAGAGAGCGAAGAAAUUGAAGAAGAAGCCUGUGCGACCCCGUGUAUUUGAAAGCGACUCAGAACCGGACACGGUCAUAGAGAAAGCGUCUGUUCCAGCUGUGAAAAAGGAGCUGUCAAUUCCAUCAGUUAAGACAGAGCUUUCGGUGAAAAAAUCGGAGAAUACUGUGAAGAAGGAAUCGCAACCAAAGAAAGCCGAGCCGCGUGAUGUCAAACCAAAAGUUGAGGAUGAUGUGAUUUGUUUGUCAUCCGACGAAGAGAACCCAAGACCGAUCCCGCUCGGCAAGCCACGCAGUAUUAAGCCUGUGAGAAAUGCGAAGAUCACGGAAGUGUCUUUGUGUGGAAGUGAAGAAGAAAAAGUGCAAGCAAAAAAAACGACCAAAGCUGUUACCAAAGCUGUUAUACUGGAUUCGGAUUCCGAGGAAGACAUUGGGAAGUUUGUCUUUAACACCAGAAAGCCAACGAAAACCAAAAUUCUGCAUUUACUCUCCAGUGAUGAGGACGAUGUUAAGAGUGCGGGAUCUCCGAAGAAAGCUGCCACUCCAAAGAAGUCACCAUUUAAAGGCCAGUCGUACAAAUCUGUUCCAGUAGCCGGUACACCGAAAAAGUUUAAGCAGCUGAAGUUCGGCGUUAAAGAGGAAGUGGAAGAAAGCAAGCCAGCAAAAAGCGAAAAACGGGUUGGUGGGUUAGUCGAUAAGGAACUGCGGUUGAAGUCACUGGAUGGCAGCAUGUCGCGGAAUGAUUCAAAAUUUGAUGUGGUGGAUCUCAUAUCAGAAGACGAAGAUUCUGUGCUUGAACCGAUUGCUACGAAGAAGAAAAGUGAAAUUGGGUCGGCUUUGAGCCCUUUGAAGACUUUGAACGUUGACACUGAUCGACGCCCGAUGGCAUCUCAAGGCAGCUCCAAGAGUCUCGAUUUGGAUUCUGACGUGGAAAUGCUGGAGAAUGAUGUUUUUUCUGCUGGAAUGGGAGUGAAGAAGGGAGCAAGCUUCAAAAUGGAGACCGAUGACGAGAGUUUAAUUGAACAGGGGGUCAAGCGUCUCUUGAGUGAAUAGAUCCAAAGAGGUGUACGUUUGGAUUUGCAGACAUUUUCGUUAGCCUAUUUUAGGUUAUUUCCUGUAUAGAUGUAUUAUAUCACGUGGUGUAGAAUUGCGCACCGGUAUUUUUUGUUAGCGUUCCUUUUUGCACAGAAACACCGGAAUAUCUUGCGUGAUGGUUAGAAUUUUCCUUUUGAAUAAACAAAGAUACUCUGUAAAUGGCCUGGAGACAAUUUGGAACAAUUCGAAUAGAGUUAUUUUGUGAUUGA
Paramacrobiotus metropolitanus is the source of this 5083-nucleotide messenger RNA. Its product is annotated as protein strawberry notch homolog 1-like. Lineage: Eukaryota; Metazoa; Tardigrada; Eutardigrada; Parachela; Macrobiotidae. Gene Ontology annotation, biological process: regulation of DNA-templated transcription. The coding region runs from base 267 to 4832 and encodes 1521 amino acids. Gene Ontology annotation, molecular function: histone binding; chromatin DNA binding. The record is from RefSeq and is a predicted model, not a curated record. Gene Ontology annotation, cellular component: nucleus. The transcript has 21 exons.